UGUUUACCUGCGAGUAGAGAUAUGUUUAUAAACAUCGAAGGUGUAUAUAGAGACCUAACGAAUGGCACAUGCGAUGAUCGUAAGGCAGCCUUUAGUGACGCAGUAAUUGUUCUUGUAUGGAAUGAAAGUUAUCGCUUGCUCAGCUGUUGUUUCAUUCGGUCGAAGGUCUAACUCUACAGCCAUCCACAAGAUAAGUAUACUGCAACAAUAGAAGGCGAUCGUCGUAAGCGCCCAUUUCCAGCAGUAACAACAACAUUAACGGCGAAAUUUCUAGCUGUGACCGAUUAGCAGAUACGACCCAACUUGUGGUCGAGAAACCCAAUACUCGGACAACGAUUUUCUCCAAAUAACGAAGCUGCCACAUGUUAUCAAGUGUUCGCCACUUUUCCUACAUGCUGCGUGCGCGACUGCAAAGCAGAGACUGCAAAAAAUCGUGUAAAAUUAUGUAACGUAAAUGGGGUUUGGCCCGCCGGUCGGACAAAUACAGAUCACGAAUGGCCCAGCCAAAGCAAAAACUGAAGGGAAGAUAGUCUUCAGUUUGGAAGUGCAGUGAAAAGAAAGAAAAAGGACUUCGGCUGUAUCGACGAUAUCAUUUUGUGGUUCAUGGAUGUUCACCUGGUUCACUCUAAUUGCGUCGCCUAAAUAGGCUUCUUUGUGCACAAUUUUGACCUUUUGUUUCGACAUGAUGUAUUCACACGAACGCCGGAAUACUAUGCAGCUGAACGAUCCAGCGUUGGGUCUUCUUGCGAACUCAGCAGCCACGAUGGGAACUUCGAUCAUGUCUACCUCAUCGGAGAGUUCGACGGCGCCCACCGAUUUCAACGUAUGCCAUUCCCUUGAAAACAGUCUCCACUAUUCAGCAUCUCCAGCCAGACGCUGUCAACUGUGUCGGCAGAUGAGGCGUAGAUUCUACUGCGCUGACUGUGUACGUAGUGGCGACAUCACGCAUUCGAAGGCCAAACUACCCCAGCGUUUCUCCGAAAAAAAACUUCGACUGUCUACAUCCGAACGCGAUCGGCACCAUUUGGCUGCCCUCGUAGAAGAGGCCAGUUCCGCGCAGCGGCAAAAAGACGAACUUCGUCAAAGGAUCGAACUCACACGACAGGCGGUACAGGCUCGCCAAAUUGUGGUGCGCGAUCUCGAAAAAGAAAUAGCGGAUGCUAAAGCGGAAAUGAGUCGCAUGAGAACUGGAUGUCGAGAAGCCCGAUCAGCUCGUCAAAAGUUGCCCGAGCGUAGAAAAGCAUGUGAUGCCGUCAUACAGAAGAGUCGUAAAGCUACUGACGAUAUGAGAAAGGAACUGGAAUCAUUACGCGAACGCGUUGGCGUUCUGGUCCGCCAGCAGGUGCAGGUGCUCAGCACCUGCAUUUUUCCCAUCGAAAUGCGGAGCUCGUCAAAGGGGCCCGAACUUGAGGGUGCGUUGGCCGAACUGGAGGAAGCGUGUCGCACAAAUUAUGUCCGCGGUCGAUGGGUCUACUCAAGCCAUUCGGUCGACGCGACGUACUCAAUAGGGGAGCCGUGUCUUUCGGCAGAUGGUAACUAUGGUCAUCUGCUUGAAUGGGUACAACAGCGACAGGACAGUCAGCAGCAGAGUGCAUUCACAGCCGGUGCUGAUGAAUCUUCGCAUAGGGCAUUCGAGGCAGCUGCUGGGCUUAUGCAUUUGGCUCAGAUGAUCAAAAUGCUUGCUUUUUAUCUUGAUUUGAAGCUCCCUUAUGCUCUGUGCUUUAGCGAAUUUGCCAUCGAAACACUUACUGAGGAAGGCCUACGAAAUAAGGUCGCUCGUUUAAAUGCCAACGUUGUCUUUAUGUGCGCCUCACAACGCGUCGACUCCUUGCAAAUUCGGCCGAAACAGGCGAUGCGCAAUCUACUAAAUAUCAUUGAGGUUGUCAAAAGGGAUACUCCGUAUAGUGCAGGUUUCGAGAUGAGCUCGGAGUUGGCCCUAUCCGUCGAGGAUGCGCUUACCCAGCAUCUUUGUUUGUUUGAUGUACAUGCCGAAAUGGAGUUGCUGGGUAGAUCAAGCGCCGAGCGUGAACGCGAUUCACCUGACGAUGACUGGGAGGCCGUCGCCUCGAUGGGACCCAGCGAUUUAAAUCAUGGUAUGCACAACUGUAGCAGCGCCACGGGCAGUGUUAUUUCAAAAAAUCGGAGCGCAAGUGUAAGUCUACUGAGUUCGGCAGCAGCUUUCGUUAACAAUUUCUGGUUGACGUCCUCACGGCCCAAUGAGUAGCUCAAAUGUAGUAGGCAAAAACCCAGUAAAAAAUGAACAAUUGUGAUGGAAAAGAAUGCACAAGAGGGAGAACAUGUUAAUCCAUAUGUUUAAAACUGGUUUGGUAUUUAUCAUAUUUUAUCAUAAAGCGUAAACGAGACCAGAUCAGUGAAAACUCGAACACUAGAAAAAAAAAAAUAAAGUACAAACAAAUACUAUUCUUAAAACAUUGUACAGAAUGGCAUCAAAGUGGUGGUGUUUUAUUAAUUACAGUUUGAUUGUUACUAUUUUUCAUCGUAACCACCACUGAUGGCGCCAUCAGUGACAUGUGUUCAUCUGAACCUUUCCGGUACAUCCCAUGUCUUAAAAGUUAUCUUACAAAUGCUACACGCUAAUAAUGCUAAUGCGGGCAAAAUGGAACAAAGCUAGUCAUUGCGCUGUCAGCGACUGUCGAAGCUUAACCGCACUUGUUUUUUAGACGGAAAAGGAGCGACGCAGUACUAUGUAUGUUUCCCUGUGUAUUUAUAUAUAAAUAUAUUAUGUAUUUAACUGUCUUUGAAUAAGUAUUGCAAUACUGUUCAGGGUAAGAGAUGUUUUUAUUUUGUACUUGGAAGGUUAGCGUGCAGCUGAAAUGGGGCAUUAGAAAGGGUGCGUUGCGUCUAUCAAGAAAUGCGUCCAGGGGGAAGUGGUAAAAAAUAUUAUCAACCGUGUGUGAUAAAUGCCCCCGUCGAGGGCACGAUACUCGCGAAAGAAUCUUAACCCAUGCAAGGUUUAUGUAGGAUUUGAAGCAUAAUCCGACGUUCGAAAACUUAUAUAUAUAUACACACAUGUACACUUAUUUUCGUGUCACAGUGUGCACGAGUUUGUGUGAUAAUAGGACUUGGCCUUCAGACGAAUGAUGGAAGCCGGAGCCCUAAGACCAUUGAAUUUUUUCUUCUUGGGAAGCUCCGACAAGGAAUUAUUAGCAGCAGGCAGAAAAAUGUGUUCCAAAGGUGAUAGUAUACGAAAAUAUCCCAACAGCGUUCUAGGCAGAAUGUGCAUACUUGAAUUUGCAACAACUAAGUUGAAUAACCUGUACAUACUAUGACACAGUAACUAUUAUGAUUUUGUACACAUGAUAAUAACAAAUAUGAGAAAUAAUUACUUAUCAGAUGGGGUUUAAUAACUCUAAUAAAAUGC
This is a messenger RNA of Varroa destructor (honeybee mite), 3382 nucleotides long. RefSeq names its product autophagy related protein 14 (gene Atg14). Gene Ontology annotation, biological process: autophagosome assembly; autophagosome membrane docking; mitophagy. The record is from RefSeq and is a predicted model, not a curated record. Gene Ontology annotation, cellular component: extrinsic component of omegasome membrane; extrinsic component of phagophore assembly site membrane; phosphatidylinositol 3-kinase complex, class III. NCBI's taxonomy places the organism in Eukaryota, Metazoa, Arthropoda, Arachnida, Mesostigmata, Varroidae. Gene Ontology annotation, molecular function: phosphatidylinositol 3-kinase regulator activity; protein-membrane adaptor activity.